AUGGAUGUACCGUCGUCAUCGACGUGCUCACUGGAUAUUCAGGAUGGAACUGCUGAUGGCGCUCCCACCCAUUUUCUCAUGGAGCUCGUCACUUUAGAUCACCUAAUGAUGACUUCGAGUUCCUCCAAGAGGUCAAAGCUGACGUGCCUCGCUGUGUCACCUCAGUUUUUGAUUCUGGGUUCGUCUACCGGCGGUGUUUCUGUCUAUGGUCGCUACUCCUCUUCUCGGAAGCGUCUUAAUGCUCCAAGCGGUCCCCUCCAUUUUAUUAACACCAAGAACGGCCCCGUUAGCGCGCUGUGCGUCGCUCCAAGGGAAGGUCUCAUAGCAGUUGGAAGUGACAGCGGACGAGUUCAUGCAAUAGAAUUCUCUACAUCUCCAUCUCCUGUGAAACAUCUGUUGACACGAGACACAAGAAGACUGAAAAAAGUCACCAAUUUGAUGUGGUCUACGGACUCUAAAAGGCUAUAUUCUGGUCACGAAAAUGGGACUGUCAUGGUACAUUAUUUGGAUGCGAAAUAUCUCUUCCGAUCCACUUGUGCCGUUGUCGCAACGUUUGAUGAGGGGCGAAUCGUUCAACUGGACGUGAAUGGAUCGAAUGUAUUGGUUUCCACUCAAAUUGCAUCAUAUAUCUGCAAUGUUGAUGAGAAAACAGUCGUUCAAGUGGGGAAAAAACCGCGAAAUGGGAUAAUGGGUGCUUGUUUUAUCUCUCCAGUACAGGAACAGUAUCCAGCUGCUCGACAGGACCUCUUUAUUCUGGCAGCGCGGCCGAACGGACGGGUAUGGGAGGCAAAUACUGUUGGAGUUGUUUACAGGACUCACCAACUUCGUGAGAAUCUCAUGUUUCCACGACCUCCUAUCGUUUCUUGUCGUAACGACUACAUGUGCGCUCAAAGGAAAGUCGAUAGAGCUGUUGGUGCGGGAAGUGAUGCGAUUACUCUCAGUGUAUUACAACAUAUCGUCGUUGAUGGGUGA
Messenger RNA from Cooperia oncophora, 972 nucleotides. NCBI's taxonomy places the organism in Eukaryota, Metazoa, Nematoda, Chromadorea, Rhabditida, Trichostrongylidae. The record is from the annotation of a GenBank genome assembly.